Messenger RNA from Ornithodoros turicata, 2496 nucleotides. RefSeq lists its product as uncharacterized. NCBI's taxonomy places the organism in Eukaryota, Metazoa, Arthropoda, Arachnida, Ixodida, Argasidae. Bases 262 to 2106 code for a protein of 614 amino acids. The transcript has a single exon. Gene Ontology annotation, molecular function: G protein-coupled receptor activity. Gene Ontology annotation, biological process: G protein-coupled receptor signaling pathway; cell surface receptor signaling pathway. Gene Ontology annotation, cellular component: membrane. The record is from RefSeq and is a predicted model, not a curated record.
CCGAAACCGAACUGCACUUCACACACAGGCACAGUUCAGGUGCAACGUUCAAGGUGCCACUGCCGUCAGUUGUUCCUAGGAGUGAGUGUAUAGAACGUGCUGCCAUGGUUUACGCCGGUUGGAAAGUGUUUGCCCUGCGAAAAGUUGAGCAAUAUCGUGAGCUCCGCUAAUGUUCUUACCGUCAUCGUUUCAGUGAUCAUUCGAAGAUAAUUGCAGGUGUUGAGUAGCACAUUUCUCUGGAAGACGCCACUACAGACGACAAUGGCUUUUCAGCUUCUUCUGAUUGUACCCGUCUUUGUUGCCGCCGUUGAAAAGUCUUGCAAGUUAAUCAUGACAGAUAGCACAAUGCCUCCCACCAACGUCCAGGUUGUCGAUCUAUUACGGUGUCCAGAGGACAACUACUGCUGCAACGCUUCCGUGAUAGUUUCAGCUAUGUUCGACUCGUUUACCUGCUCCUGUGCCAGAAACUGUGCCGCUUAUGGUGACUGUUGCUGGGAUGCUGUAUUACCGUACCGAAACUACAAACACCCAAUGUCCCGAUCAGGAUGUAUACCUGUCACACUUGCGUGGGGGCCUCACACGUACCACAUGAUAACUGGCUGUGCAACUUCAUGGCCAGACGAUGACGUGCGUGAAUCCUGCGAAAGCGCGAGGAACUACAGCGACGUCUUCUACUCAGUUCCUGCAACGAGUGCGCAAGGUGUCGUCUACUUCAACGGUUUCUGUGCCCUUUGCAAUUACGACACGAAUGACCUUGUCUUCUGGAAUGCUUCGAAAAGUAGCGGAACAAAUGAUACAGUGUUUUAUGUGCCAGACACCCAUUUCAGUGAUGGUGACAUGAAUCCACAUAGAAUCUGUGACGAUGGAGUUACUUACAUCGACACAUGCAAAGAUUUCUCGAAUGAAGACUGGGUUAGAUUGUGCGAAAUACAUUAUGCACCCGUCCAAGGCGUUGUAGGUACCUCCGUUGUGCCAUACAAAAAUGUGUUCUGCGCCUUAUGUAACGGUGAAGAAGCCUCCAAUUUAACAUGUACUCCAUUGUCAUCCUGGUUCCCCGUACAAUUCGGUCCGGGUACUGGAGGCCCUAACAUCCUUGAAUUGUUGCGUCCCAUUACCAGUCGUGACAGUUGUGCCUUCUGGCAAGGAAACAAGUGUUAUAUUCAAUCGGCAGAACACCGCUUCAGAGACUACGCUUCAGCCCGAGGUGACAGCUUCGUUUUCAACGCGUCAAAUAGAAUAGAACUCGUUUCUGUGCCCUACACGGCACAGAGCGUCCUAACCAUUGUCUGUAUCAGUAUCUCACUGGCAUGUCUAACGCUAAAGGUUGUUGUGUACAUUAGCUUUAAGAAUGCACGCGGAUUCUCGUCCAAGUCUACCUUAUGCCUUACCUGUACUUUGAUGGUCAGUCAGUUUCUGUUCUUAAUGGCUAACUCUUUGCACUUGUCGUAUUACGUUUGCGCGACGUCAGCUGCACUUCUACACUACGGUUUCUUAGCAACCUUCUGCUGGACAUCCGUGCUAUCAUACGACAUCUGGAAAAACACGGUUUAUUUGAGUCAUGCUCGACGCGAUAGAUCAUUAUUGAGGUACUGUGCAAUGUCCUGGCUUCCUCCGUUUUGUGUUGUAGCAAUAGCAAUAGCAGUUGAAGUAACCGUUCCGUCGUCGUCAUUGGCACCUCAUUACGGACAAGGAUCUUGUUGGAUGUCUACUUACGAAUCUCAGGCUGUCUUCUUCCUAACACCCAUGGCAAUACUCCUUAUCAUCGGCAUUUGCUUGUACUUACACAUUGUAGUUCACGUGCGCCACACUGUCAAGAAGGCAUCAGGGUUUGAGUUCCGCUCAGGUGGUGAACGUUCACACAUGUCAUUGUACGUGAAGCUGGCGUUCAUUAUGGGGGCAACGUGGGUUCUUGGUUUUGUGUCAGUCUUUGUGCAAUCAUCAGUCACGGACGUUGUGGUUAUCGUGUUGAUCGGGCUACAAGGUGUUUAUUUGUUUGUUGGGUUUAAAGACUACCGUUAUUUUCUUGCGUGUGCACGUUCGCCUCAGCACAGCACGACGUGUCGCGUAACGAGCUGCCCGAUUGCAGAGAAACCGGGAACUGCAUGAUUGAGACAAAUGAGGAGGAAACAGCAUUCGGUAUGGCAUUCGACACAGAUGGCUGUCAAACGCACUAUGAUGAUGACGCGCUGACGUUUAACAAGACCGACAAAACCUCCAUUGCCAAUUUGAAUGAAAUAUUUACAGCUAAAGGGCAUAGACGAGUUCCAUUUUGAGGGUUGCGGUUAAAGGAUGGAUGCAUGGAAAGGGUAUUCAAGCUGUCUAAAACCCGCUCGUAUUUCGUGAAAUGGCCCAUGAAAAGCAGGUUUCCGGACUCCACCUCCAAGCCACUCCUCCAGUCCUGUGACGUCGCACCGGCAAUGCGCCUCAUUCGGUGCGAAAAGUUCGUCUGCCCUCGAGAGAGAGAGCUGUUAUCCUAGUUCGCUUCUAGGACAUCAA